This is a messenger RNA of Chelonia mydas (Green sea turtle), 4143 nucleotides long. RefSeq lists its product as uncharacterized. The transcript is spliced from 15 exons. Bases 367 to 3333 code for a protein of 988 amino acids. The record is from RefSeq and is a predicted model, not a curated record. NCBI's taxonomy places the organism in Eukaryota, Metazoa, Chordata, Testudines, Cheloniidae. Gene Ontology annotation, molecular function: zinc ion binding; protein binding.
GGAGGACAUGUGGCUGAGGAUCCUGCCCAGGAGUGGACUCGGAAGCCUAGGGAGCUAUCCUCACUGAAGAGCUCAGAGACCCCGAUGACAUAUGGACGCCGGCUUCAGGGGACACGGCUCAGCACCACGGAUGCCCCUGUCAAGUCCCACACAAGCUAAAGGACUGAUUGCAGGACCAAAGCCCUAGUGGCACAUUUUUCACUGAAGCCUCCAGGGCUGAAAUUCACAAUGGGCUCAUUCCUGCUUAGCCAACAGCACAAGUCAGUUCCAGGAAGGGAAACACCCAGUUGUUGCUGCAGGUGAGGCAUAGUGUGAACUCAGGAAAUUGAAACAUAAGUUACCCUGUUCCACUGCCCAGAGGGAGCCAUGGCUGCAGAGAACCCUGUGGAAAGUCUCCAGGAGGAAGCGACAUGUCCCGUCUGUCUAGAGUAUUUCAGAGAACCUGUCACUCUGGAGUGUGGGCACAAUUUCUGCCGAGCCUGCAUCGCCCAGUGCUGGGUGGGAUCUGAUACAGCCGCCUCCUGCCCUCAGUGCAGAGAAACUGUGCAACAGAGAAACCUCAGGCCCAACAGGCAGCUGGCAAAUGUCGUAGAAAUCGCCAAACGGCUGAGUUUACAGGCAGCGAAAGGAGUAAGAGGGGACGGGGUGUGUGGGGAACACCAGGAGGCUCUGAAACUGUUCUGUGAAGAGGAUCAAACCCCCAUCUGUGUGAUCUGCAGAGAGUCCCGGGCUCACCGCGCUCACACGGCGGUCCCCAUACAGGAAGCUGCCCAGGAGUACAAGGACAAAAUCCAGGCCCAUUUGCAGACUCUGAGGGAAGAGAGAGAAAAGCUGCUGGGAUUUAAAGAGGCUGGAGAGAAGAGAGGCCAGGAGUAUCUGAAACAGACAGAAACAAAGAGGCAGAAGAUUGUGUCUGAAUUUCAGAAACUGCGGUGGUUCCUGGAGGAACAAGAACGACUCCUGCUGGCCCAGCUGGACAAGCUGGAUGAGGAGAUUGUGAAGAUACAGAAUGAAAAUGUCAGUAAGCUCUCCAAGCAGAUUUCCCAUCUCAGUGAUCUGAUCAGUGAGAUGGAGGGGAAGGGUCAGAAGCCAGCGAGUGAAUUCCUGCAGGAUGUCAGAAGCAUCUUGAGCAGAUGUGAGAAGGGGAAGUUCCAGCAGGCAAUGGAGAUUUCUACUGAACUGGAAGUGAGACUCAGUGGUUUCUCCCAGAAAACUAUUGCUGUAAUGGAGACUCUGAGGAAGUUCAAAGACACUCUGCUGUCUGCACUGGAGACACCAAGAGGGGAACCCCUCAGAGCACACAGACAGGUGAAUGUGACUCUGGAUCUGGACACGGCUCAUCCCAUCCUCAUCCUGUCUAAGGAUGGGAAAAGUGUGAGAUGGGGAGACACACGCCAGCAUCUGCCCAAAAACCCUGGAAGAUUUGACUCUGAUCCCUGUGUGCUGGGCUGUGAGGGAUUCACCUCAGGGAGACAUUGCUGGGAGGUGGAAGUGGGGGAUGGGCGAUUCUGGGCUGUGGGGGUGGCCAGAGAAUCUGUGAGGAGGAAGGGAGGGAUCAGCUGUAGCCCCGAGGAGGGGAUCUGGGCUGUGCGGCGGUGGUGGGGUCAGUUCCGGGCUCUCACCUCCCCUGUGACCCCCCUGCCCCUGAGCCAGGUCCCCAGCAGGAUCCGGGUUUGUCUGGACUGUGACCGAGGGCAGGUGAUAUUUAUUGAUGCUGGUGAUGGGGCCCCAAUCUUCACUUUCCCCCCAGCCUCAUUCAAUAGGGAGAGAAUCCGACCCUGGCUACAGGUCUGGGACCCAGACACCCGGCUCAGACUGUGUCAAGAAAGAAACGAAACUAAAUACCUCUCUGGUCUCUUUCUUGCACUAGAAGCCAUGGCUGCUGCAAAUCCAGCAAAAACUCUCCAGGACGAAAUGACCUGUCCCAUCUGUCUGGAGUAUUUUAAAGAUCCGGUGUCUCUAGACUGUGAUCACAGUUUCUGCAGAUCCUGCAUCACCCAGUGUUGGUGGGGAUUCGCUACAGACAUCUCCUGCCCUCAGUGCAGAGAGAUCUUUCCCGAGAGGAACCUCCGGCCGAACAGGCAGCUCAGGAAUAUUGUGGAAGCAGCCAGAGAACUCAGGUUGCAGACAGGGAGGGAACCAGGACCAGAGAGACUGUGUGAGAAACACAAGGAGCCUCUCAAACUCUUCUGCAAAGAGGACGAAAUCCUCAUCUGCCUGGUGUGUGACAGAUCCAAGGAGCACAGAGAUCACACCGUGAUUCCUGCUGAAGAAGCUGCCGAAGAAUUAAAGGAAAUGAUUCAGGCCCAUUUGAAUACUCUGAGGGAAGAGAGAGAAAAGCUCCUGGGAUGUAAAAUGAGUGGAGAAAAGAGAAGCCAGGAAUAUCUGAGAAAGACAAGAACCGAGAGGCGGAAGAUUGUGUCUGAAUUUCAGCAACUGCGGCAGUUCCUGGAAGAACAAGAGCGACUCCUGUUGGCCCAGCUUGAGAAGCUGGAAAAGGAGGUUACGAGGAUACGGAGGGAAAGUGUCACUAAACUCUCUGAAGAGAUUUCGCGUGUCAGUGAGCUGAUCAGUGAGAUGGAGGGCAAGUGUCAGAAGCCAGUGAGUGAAUUCCUGCAGGAUAUCAGAAGCACCCUGAGCAGGUGUGAGAAAGGGAAGUUCCAGCAGCCAGUGGAGAUUUCUCCUAAACAGGAUAAGAGACUCAGUGAUUUCUCCCAGAAAACUCUUGCUCUAAUGGAGACUCUGAGAAAGUUCAAAGACACUCUGCCGUCUGCACUGGAAACAAGAAGAGGGGAACCUGUACGAGCAAACAGACAGGUGAAUGUGACUCUGGAUCCAGACACGGCUCAGUCCCAGCUCGUCCUGUCUGAGGAUCGGAAAAGCGUGAGACGGGGAGACACACGCCAGCGACUGCCCAACAACCCUGAGAGAUUUGACACUGAGCCCUGUGUGCUGGGCUGUGAGGGAUUCACGUCCGGGAGACAUUGCUGGGAGGUGGAGGUGGGGGGUGGGACAGGCUGGGCUGUAGGGGUGGCCAGAGAGGCUGUGGAGAGGAAGGGAGCGAUCAACCGUAGACCUGACAGGGGGAUCUGGGCUGUGGCACGGUGGCCGGGUCAGUUCCUUGCUCUCACCUCCCCUGUGACCCCCCUGCCCCUGAGCUGGGCCCCCAGCAGGAUCCGGGUUUGGCUGGACUGUGACCGGGGGCAGGUGACAUUUAUCGAUGCUGGUGACGAGGCCCCGCUUUUCACUUUCCCGCUGGGCUCCGUCCCUGGGGAGAGAAUCCGCCCCUGGCUCCGGGUGGGGUGGAAAUCCCAGCUCAGACUGUGUCCCUGAGAGUUGGGCGGGGUGUGUGUGUGUGAAUAUCCCACUGGGGCCCUGAAAUCAGCCUUUCUAGCCUCACACACCCUAGUCUCCAUGACCUCUCCCUGUGGACUGUCUAACAUGCUGCCUCUCUGUCCCUGGAGGUUGCUUCUGGUCUCAUCUCUGUAGGGUGACCAGAUGUCCCGAUAAAAUCGGGACUGUCCCGAUUUUUAGUUCUUUGUCCCGCGUCCCGACCCAUGCACGGUCGGGACGCCAUUUGUCCCGAUAUUGCGGCUUUGGCCCCCACCGGCCGUUUCUUCUUUUUUUUUUUUUUGCUUCGGCAACUCCACCCCGGCUUGCUUCCCCCACGUGUCCCGAUCUUUUGUCCGUUUCAUCUGGUCACCCUACAUCUCUGUGCAGCCCCUGGCCUGUCAAACCAUAGAGCGCAUUGAGUGAGCAAGGUAGAGAAGCCAAUGUCAUCACUGCCCCAGGGACUGUGCAGCCUCUUUGCCACUGUCCUCUAUGAUCCAGGAGGACUCUGGGGAUCCUGGGUCAGACAGUGGCACUGAGACAUGGGGGGAACAGCUCACUGGGAAUAAAACAUGGGAUGAAAAAAUGAGCUUCUCUAGCCACAGUUAUCCUAGCUCCCCUAUGGCCUGGGGGAUUCCCAUCUACCCAGCGUUCUAGCUCAUCCCUAUGCCCCUGGUGGACCCCUGUCUACCCAACCCCCCCCCGCCGCCAUACCUCAUCUCUUUGGCCCCUGGAAGCCUCUCCUCCUUCCUCUGUGCAGAACCAGGGAUGGGGGGGAGGAGGGGGAGAACCCCUGGAGCUGCAGGAGGAGCA